Molecule: messenger RNA, 687 nt
Organism: Coffea arabica (coffee)
Lineage: Eukaryota; Viridiplantae; Streptophyta; Magnoliopsida; Gentianales; Rubiaceae
Source: RefSeq, a predicted model, not a curated record
AUGGCAGGGACCUCCGCCUCUCUGCAACACAACCAAUCUCUCACUUCUUUCUACACUGCCCUUGAUCCGAACUCCUUAAUCCUCUCCCAAUUCUUUAAUUCUGAUCAGCCUCAAAUGCUGAAAUUGACUACUACCGAGUCUUUUUUCAUGGAAAGAGGGCCGAGAUAUAAAGACUAUGCUGCUCUCAGAGAAUCAAGGCUGAGAAUGAAGAGUAUGCAGCAGCCAAUUCUUGAAGAAGAGGAAUUGAUUCUAACCCCACCAAAGAAACAGGUCAAAUUUCAAGGGAUUUUUGCUACACCACCAAAAAGGCCAAAAGGGACAUCAACAUCCUCUGUCUUGACUCAAUCUGUUCCCGAUUUUUCAUCGGCACUGAGGAAAGAGAACCGGAAGCCGCCACCGUUGCCUACUCUGCCACCUACAAUGGAGAAGUCAGUGACCCCUCCGUUGCGGUCGAAAAGCGGGAACUCUGGGAGGUUUGAUGGGAUUAUGGGGAAGCUGGGAGGGAGUAAGUCUGUGAAUUCAGGGGAGAAAAGGAGUGGAGGAUUGAUGGCUAGGAAGAGCUAUGCAAGUAUGGAGGAUUUGCGAGGGUUGGCUUCUGAUGCAAGAAAUGCUAUCAAUGCAGAAAACAGGGGAGGAAGGAUUGGAAGAGGAAUCGGCAAGACUGUUUUGGGCUAUAGGCAGUUUUGA